AUGACGGACAAUCGCUCGCUUAGGAAAACGGAUUCAAGUGUGUCAUCGGAAAUCAGUGACGAAGAUGCAAGAACACGUGGAAGCAAAUCGAAGGGGAAGAGUAGCGGGGAAAAUGACAAAGGAAGCAGUCAAAGCAAACGAAACACCAAUACCUCGUUGGAUAGCAAUGGCGAAUCCGAAGAUGAAGAAAUCGACAGAUUGCAGAAGAUUAUACGAGACCAAGCCAAAGAACUCAAUGAAGAAAAACUGGCUUCGAGAAAGCUGAGGCAAAUGGUGAAGCAACUGAAAAGAGAGACGAAGCAACUACAGGAUGACAAAUUAAAGAAACAAGGUGAACCACAACAGUCUAACAAUUCAGACUCGGAUAACCCACCAUGGGAACGUCGAAAAUUAGAAGUUCGAUUGGCUGAAUUCGAAAAAGUUGUUCGUGAAAAAAACGAUCACAUAGAACAACUUUUGGGGGAUUGCAGAAAAAUGGAACAGGAAAACCAGCAAUGUAACAGUCAAAUUCAGGAACUAACUCAACAGUUUAACGAAUGCACUCAGCAGCUUCAGAUAGCCACGCGCAACUAUGAAACUCUCGAGGCAACGUUCAAAGAACGCACGAGUCAACUUGAGAUAGAAAAUGAUAAAACUCGAAUCCAACUCGGAGAAUGUCAAUGGCAAAAGGACAAAACUGAAGAGAAUUUGGACAAGUUAACUGAAGCUGUAGAUGUCACCAUCAAUAAAUGCAAAGUAAUUUGUAUAUUUCUAAUCCAUGACUGAAAUGUACUAAAUGCAUUCUUAUUGCAGGAAAUUAUCGAUAGUAAACAGAAAACGAUCGAAACGCUUCAAGCCAAGCUUGAAAUUUAUAGAUCUUCAGGCCUAUCAAAUAGAGAAAAGGAAAUCGAACGACUAAGGUCUGAAUUGGCCACGGCCUCGAAAGAGAUAGAAGAAAGUGCCCGUCUGAUGGAGCGAUUUCAGGGCCUGCAUCUAAGCGACGGUGCGAAAGCCAUUACGAGCGGGGUGAAAAGGAAACUCAAAGAAUUAGAAACCCUGAAAACUACGCUGAAGGAGAACGACCGACUUCUAUUAGAACGGGAAGAACAAGUGGCUGAGCUCAUCAGAAUCGUUCAUCGUUACGAAUCAGGGACGUAUGGACUAGCUGAAGCCACAAAAGAAUUGAAAGAAACCCGCGAACAAUUGAAAAUCCGUGACGACCACAUCGAACGCCUUAUCGAACAGCUCAAUACGUUAGAAGAACGAGUGGAAGAACGUCGCUUUGGAAAACAGUCGGAUCUCAGGGAAAAGUACAAUGUAGACCCGAAAGUGUUUGAUCUUCCUCUAAAGAGGAUGACGCUAAAUCAACAACGAGAUGCAUAUCAGCAAGAAAUUCAGCAAUUGAAAGAAGAAAACAUGCAAUUAGGAUUAGAGAACCGAAGUUUUAAACGUGCCCUACUGCGAGGAGGUGAGCGUCAGCCACCUGAUGUUCUUUCGACUCCAGUUUCCCAACCCAACGAUAAGCUUCUACUCGACUAUCAAAAGGCUUGUUCAGAAGUGAUUGUGUUAAGGAAAGGAUUAAUCGAGAUUUUACAUUCGGUUCGUCAACAAGAUGGUAGCAGUGAUGUUAAAAUUGAAUCGCCCAUACUGGAACGACUAGUGACGGUACUGAACAGCGAAAAGCUAUUCGGCCAUUACGACGCCUAUGCCGACAUUAUGAAUGAAAAUAGCCGACUCUACGGCGAGAACAAAUUGUUGAGAGAAAGAGUUCGUGAAAUGAAAUCUGCUACUUUUAUUACCGUCGAACAUCCACCGCCAGUUCGGUCAUCACCGACGCAUUCAAGUCGCCCUAGCAGUGCUGAAAAAAUAUUGAAAUCCGAUAAAGAUAUUCAAGUUUCGGUGAAAGUAGUCGACUCUGGAUGCGAUCCCCACUUUGUCGAGGAUGUUCCUCAGCCGAUUGUGGAAGUUCAUCGGCCUCCAUCGCCCAAACAAGCGCAAGAGACUGUUGUACUACAACAGGCUGUGGCUGAAACUCCGUGCGAAUUGACCGGCCAAUUGGAGCGAUAUCAGCAGAAACUCUGUGAUCUUGAAUUAGAGUUGGACAAGGUCAAACAUGAGUUAACUAACGUGACGGAGAAGCAUAAGGCAUCCGUCAUCAAUUGGCAACAUCGUGAAAUUGAUUGGAUGAAUCAAAUUGCUCAAAACGGGACCAAAAUCGAAGAACUAGAACAGGAUUUACUGUCCAAAAACAAAUUAAUAGUUGAAAUGCAAUCCGCAAACGAUGCCUCAAUUCGCGAAUCGACAAACAGCGAACCAAUGGAUGAAAUCAAAAUUAGGAUGGAAAAAGAAAUAGUGACCUUAAAGAUCCGGUUGGAUCACAAGGAACAGACGUUGAGACGUUCUCAAGAAUUUCUCGACGAAAUGCGUCUGGAACAGCUCAAAAUGAUUGAAGAUCACAGUCAAGAGAUUUUGAACCUCCAGGACACUAUUCUGGAACAACAACGAGCGUUACACAGGGUUGAACAGACGCAAAGGGAAGUCGCUGCUUCUGCAGCUUCCAGCCGAGCUGUGGUGCGCCACUUGGAGACGGAAGCAGAUUCCAGUCAUCAGCUGCAUUCUCAGAUUUCUGACAUAUCGGGUCAGCUGGAAACUGUUCGCAAACAGGCCGCUCAAUGGAAGCAAGCGGCCGAAAUUCUCAGCAAGGAGAAACAAUCGUUAAAAGAAAGUUUAAUGAUUGACCAUAAAUUAGUGGUCGACCAGUUGAAAUCGCAAUGGGAGGCGAGUCAAUUAGAAUUGAAAGAGCAACGUGAAAAAGUGUCCGAUUUAACGCGUCAGCUGAACGAAGAACGUUUCGACAAACAACGGAGUACUUUGCUUCAAGUGUUGGUGGCAAAACUCAAGACGGAAUUGGACAAGAAAGAAAAGCAAAUGGAUUUCCUGAAACAGCUGGCGGAAGACAUGCACAGCCGUCUCGAGUGCGCCGUGAAUCCUCCGCCAUUAGUUACCAGCACUCCAGUUCCGACGCCCAUCACGAUCCGGUUACCCAGUCCAGCCCUGAUUGAAACUAAUCCCUCUAAAAGAGAAACAGGGUCUAAUAAUAGUACCGCAAGUUUAGCCGAUUUGGAAUUGCAACACAGUCAACUACGGAGGACGUCUGAAGCCCAGCGGAAGCAAUUGGAUUUGUUACGGAAUCAGUUGAAAGAUCAAUCAUCUUUGGUUGAGAAAUUGCAGACGGAAAAAGGCAAUCUGAGUCGACAGAUGGUGUCACUGCGAACCCGGGUAACCCGAAUGUCGGGCGAAAAAGCGGCCGCUCAAUGCUUGCCGGAUGAGGGAGUCUGUCGUCUGCUGAAACGCAUCAAAGAACUGGAAGGACAGCUGACCAUGUUCCACACGGCUGAGAGACCGACAGCAGAAGAUCCACAGAAUUUGAUGGUCAGAAAUUUAGCAAUGGAUCAAUGGAAGGAGCGCAAGAAACUGCAGACUGUCAUUGACCAUUUAAAAUUGAAAGUAAAAGAUCUGCAGGAUCGUAUCCAAGAAGAUGAGCGGCAAAAUGACGGCCUUCGUAAAACAGUCAACCGUUUAGUGAAUGAAAAACGCGUCCUCGAAGAUAAAUUGAAAUUCAAAGCGAAUGAUAACGAACGCAUUCAUCGUCUGGUAGAGGAAAAUACUCAAUGGCGUAUCCGCUUCGAAGGAUUGGAACAUCAGCUGAGAGAGUUGUCUGAAGAACAAACGGAUACGAAUCGUCAUCGAUUACAAAUCUCCGUGUUGCAAGAACGGAUCAGAAAACAGGAGCAGCAAAUAGCCGAAAUGAAAUUAAAACCGGUUGUGGAAUCAACGUCCAAUCAGUCGGCUGAGCUGAGCGAAGACGUCAUCGCUAAAAUUAGUUACGUCAAAACCAUCGAGAUAAAAUUACGAGAAAACAUUCAACGUCUAGUCAAUUUGGUACAAGUACCGAGACGAUCGAACGGAGAGAAACGCAUCAGCUUUCAGGAUGGUCCGCCGAUGGCAGACAUCCGACGAACAGUCAAAACGUUACACCAACUCGUCUGCCAAUUGAAUGAUGACGAUGUUGGUUGAAACGCCGCCCCUUCCGUCACAACACACUUUCUAUUCUCCCUUUCCCACCCGUCUUGUUCUUUCUCUUCGCGGAAAUAAGAAAAUAUAUUUAUAUAAAUAUA
Molecule: messenger RNA, 4157 nt
Organism: Daphnia magna
Lineage: Eukaryota; Metazoa; Arthropoda; Branchiopoda; Diplostraca; Daphniidae
Product: centrosomal protein of 290 kDa
Source: RefSeq, a predicted model, not a curated record